Molecule: messenger RNA, 3633 nt
Organism: Cotesia congregata
Lineage: Eukaryota; Metazoa; Arthropoda; Insecta; Hymenoptera; Braconidae
Source: the annotation of a GenBank genome assembly
AUGCUGAACGAGCGAAGAUACGAGGAAGACGCGGGAGUGGAUGCGGAUCGCAAUGGCAAUGGCUAUCUCCCAUACCACCAGGCACCAGGGCUCGAGGGGUUUAACUUUGAAAGUGACAGGACAAUUACUUCAAGCGCGAUGGCAUCCUCUGGACAAGGUGGUCUGGGAACAGGAGCAGGAGCAGGAACGGGAACGGGAACGGGAAUGGGAACAACUGCUGGAGGUGCCGGUACAGGAGGAGUCGGGUGGAGCAAAGAAGUACGUUACGCACCGUUUGCGAGUGUCAACUCGGCGCUACCAUCGGCAUUACCACCGGCACCGGCACCGGCACCGCCGCCACCACCACUUCCUCUUCCUCUUCAGAUGCAGCAACGGACUUACUCCCGAUCCAUGACCUCACUGCCCCCAGAGCCUUUCAUGAUAAUGAGAUCAAAGGCUUUGAAUAGACGUGUAUCGAUAAACGUCGGGGGCGUUAAGCACGAAGUAUUGUGGCGAACUUUGGAGAGGUUACCGCACACGAGACUCGGACGUCUUCGAGACUGUAACACUCAUGAAGCAAUAACUGAAUUAUGCGACGACUACUCGCUUAUUGACAAUGAAUAUUUUUUUGAUCGUCAUCCGAAAUCUUUUAGCUCAAUUUUAAAUUUUUAUCGUACUGGAAAACUCCAUCUCGUUGACGAGAUGUGUGUAUUGGCGUUUAGCGACGAUCUUGAGUAUUGGGGAGUCGAUGAAUUGUAUUUAGAGAGUUGUUGUCAGCACAAAUAUCAUCAGAGAAAAGAGCAUGUACACGAGGAGAUGAGGAAGGAGGCUGAGUCGUUGCGGCAAAGGGAGGAGGAGGAAUUCGGGGACGGCAAAUGUGCGCAAUACCAAAAGUGGCUAUGGGAUUUGCUUGAAAAACCCACCACAUCAAUUGCCGCCAGGGUGAUAGCUGUGAUAUCAAUAUUGUUUAUUGUGCUAUCGACGAUUGCACUGACACUCAACACCAUUCCCAGUAUGCAAGUUAACGAUGAGAAGGGAAACUUUCAAGACAAUCCUCAACUAGCGAUGGUCGAAGCGGUCUGCAUAACUUGGUUUACCCUGGAGUACUUGCUUAGAUUUAGUGCUUCGCCAGACAAGUGGAAGUUCUUCAAAGGCGGCUUAAAUAUAAUAGACUUACUAGCAAUAUUGCCGUACUUUGUGUCCCUGUUUCUCGUAGAGACAAACAAGAACGCAAAUGACCAGUUCCAAGACGUGAGACGGGUAGUUCAGAUAUUCCGUAUAAUGCGAAUUCUGAGGAUCCUGAAACUAGCGCGUCACUCAACGGGACUCCAGAGUCUCGGUUUCACACUGAGAAAUUCGUACAAAGAACUCGGGCUGCUUAUGCUCUUUCUCGCGAUGGGUGUUCUGAUAUUCUCGAGCCUUGCAUACUUCGCGGAGAAAGAAGAGCCCGGGACCAAAUUUAUAAGCAUUCCGGAGACGUUUUGGUGGGCUGGAAUCACCAUGACGACCGUAGGUUACGGAGACAUUUAUCCUACGACUCCUCUUGGCAAAGUGAUUGGCAGUGUAUGUUGUAUAUGUGGUGUCCUGGUAAUUGCGUUGCCUAUUCCCAUUAUUGUCAAUAAUUUUGCUGAGUUUUACAAAAAUCAGAUGAGACGUGAAAAAGCGUUAAAACGUCGUGAGGCCUUGGAGCGUGCCAAGCGUGAGGGCAGUAUUGUAUCAUUUCAUCAUAUCAAUUUGAGGGAUGCCUUUGCCAAGAGUAUGGAUCUCAUUGACGUCAUCGUCGACACUGGUCACAACAUGUCAGGUGCAGACGGUAACAGUACCGAGGGCGAAUCGGCUUGCGGACGUGGACCAGCGCAAACUGGAGCCGGUUGCUAUCGGAAUUACGAGCACUACAGUAAUAUACCACGACAACGUAGAAGUGCCUCUUCAUCAUUCCCCCAAGUUUCUAAUGAUAUGCCUACUUCUCCAGACAGUCCUAACCGUCGGCUGCUCGACUUUGCGCAAAAUUUACCGGGUUCCCAGAACGAGGAUUACUACCAGGAUGAGAUGCUUGCUCAACACUCUAACCAAGGCAAUACUACACCUAGCGAUGAAGAUAAAAAAGACAGCAAAAAAUCCGAGAAAUUCGAUGAAAUCCCUAGUGAAUUUGAGUGUUGCUUUUGUACAACUAAGGAAUACAAAGAUUACAGAGACGCUGAAGACAUAAUGCCACUGGCGACAAGUGAUUUCCGUAAUCCAGUAUGCCAAGAAAUGCGUUCGCUGCGCGAGAACAGUAUUGAUACAAGUGCAUUCGGUGAUUUAUUCUCAUACUCAUCACCAUUGAGACAAAUAGCAAUAGCGGCAUCAUCAGCCCCAAUACCAGCUCCAGCUAUUGCAGCCCCGCCGACAGAACCAGCGACCACUCCGGCGACGAGUUAUCCCUCGAAAUCGUACAAUGAACGCGGGAGCGUUGAUAGUUCCGAGACGUACGCGACCUGUCAAACUCAUCCGUUCAAUUCCCAAGAAUUACUGGACGGCGAUGCGCCCAACGAGGCUGACAGCAAUUUGUACAUAAAUCCUUUGGAGGGUGCUGACAACAAAUGCCGGGAAAUAAAUACCGACAAAUCACCCACCGUAGAUCAUCAGUCUGCACUAUUUUCGCCCAGUUCCACUAAUACUAAUCCUACGGAAUUUUCAAAGAGCGUUCAAGUUCAGCACGACUCGAUUAAGGCCAGUGUCAACACUGAUACUUUGCCAAAACAUCGAAAAACCCGUGUUGCUAAGAGCGCAUCAGGACGUAGGCCAACAAUAAUUGGCGACCAGCACAGCAGUAAUCAAAGUAAUACAACGAAAACACCGGAUGGCCUGGAAGACAACAAUAAUUCAUACGUAGGUCUGCGAGGUGGUCGCGGGACUGUUCCUGGGAAUACAUCAAAUACUUCGCUGACGAGUCUCGCAUCGGCAUCGCGAGUGAUAAACCAACAUCUGUUUGGGAAUAGCGGUGGUACUAAGCAAUAUGGCACGACAAGUGGAAACAAACUGUCUCUGUCAGUCGAUUCAAUAGACAGCGAAUCGAUGAUGUCGUACCUAACAGAUCGGCAUCACCGCGCCAAAUCGAUCUUAAAAAAAUCAGAAAGCACUCGGAACGCGUAUUACAACGGCAGUGAUCUGGACGGUGACACCGAAAAAUUAAUUUUGGACAAUGCGAGUCCAAAUAUGAACACCGUUCGCAUCCGUCAAGCGCCGACAUUUUUUUCCGGCCAAGUUUUGGGCGCGCUUUUGCGCUCAAACAACAACAACAAUAACAACAAUAACAACGGCUCACCUAAAUUAUUACUAAGUCCUGCAUCAGGUGAACGCACCACAAAACGUAGUCAAUUAAAAUCAAUAAUGUCUAUUGAUAAUAAUAGAAACAAAAAUAAAGAGCAGACGGCGACGACGACAAUCGACGUGAAUAAUCAAGAUUUAACUUCACGCGUUACGCAAACAAUUAAUGACAAUCAAUCAGUACAACACCAGCAACAACAACAAAAUACACGACCAUCAAAAGUUCAGAAAAAGUCUCGGCGUAACGUCAUUAACGAGAGGAAAAAAGCAUCGAGCGCUGGCGAAAGCUCUACUGACAGCAGCUCGCAUCGUCUUCCUCACGAAUCGCAUCGACGUCUCUCGUAA